This is a messenger RNA of Cryptococcus amylolentus CBS 6039, 468 nucleotides long. RefSeq lists its product as hypothetical. The coding region runs from base 1 to 468 and encodes 155 amino acids. The transcript has 2 exons. Lineage: Eukaryota; Fungi; Basidiomycota; Tremellomycetes; Tremellales; Cryptococcaceae. The record is from RefSeq and is a predicted model, not a curated record.
AUGUCUGCUCGCGCCACCACCCCCAACAGCCUUCUUCCCCUCUCUACUACCACUGCCCCCGAGGAGGAGACCUUUAUCAGAGAUCUCAAUGUCCGCCUCGCCGCUGUCCAGGCUGAAAACGUCGUCAGGCCCAUCCGACAGAUAUCCCCGGUGUACUUCCCCGGCGCCCCCAUCGGGACCCCCCAUCCCUCCUACCCCUCCCACCCCUCUCGAACCACCCCCGUCGGCUGGUCCGAGAAAUCGACUCUCGACAUCUUCUCUCACGCCCAUAUCCACACAUAUGGCGAUAUCGAGCUCGGCCUCCAGGCCUCCAACAGUAUCGCUCCCCCUACCAGUGCCAAGAGGCAGCGAAAGGCCCCGAGGUGGGUGGCGUAUGUUGCGGCGUCGUUGUUUAUGGGGGGCGUCGUUGUGGGAUCGGUCGUUGGGUUGGUUUACUAUAUGACGAAGCACCGCGAUGUGAGCAGUUAG